AUGACAAAUGACCAUGUCACUCUGCCCGCCAAGACGAUUGACAUUGCCAUUCCAACCUGCACCACCACUGCCAAGCCGGAUUCCAAUGGCCACGUACCGCCGGGAGAGUGCGGUGCCUUUUGGAACUACUAUCCCAGUUUCGCGGCGGCCGCCGCCUUUGCCAUCUUGUUCGCGGUUCUGACGGCCAUCCACAUCUGGCAGGCCGCCAGGUAUAAAAAGGCAUGGUGUUGGGUUAUCAUCAUGGCGAGCAUCUGGGAGACCCUAGCCUUCCUCUUCCGCGCCAUCAGCACAAAACACCAGCAGUCUAGCGGCAUAUAUCUCGUUUUCCAAAUCUUUAUCCUGCUGGCCCCCAUUUGGGUCAACGCCUUUGCCUACAUGACCCUUGGCCGUAUGAUCCACUUCUUCCAUCCCCGGCAAGCCGUCCUCGGCCUCCCCGCCUCGACCCUCGCCGCCCUCUUCGUGGCCCUCGACAUCGUCUCCUUCGCCGUCCAGCUCACCGGCGGCUCCAUGGCCGGGCCCACCACCCCGCCCGCCGAGCAGAUGCGCGCCAUCCACAUCUACAUGGGCGGCAUCGCCCUCCAGGAGUUCUUCAUCCUCCUCUUUCUCGGCCUGACGCUUGUCUUCCACCGCGACAUGCGCCGCGUCGCCGCCACGGCAAGCCCGGCCAGCAAGUCCUCCUCCUCCUCCUCAGCUGCCGCCAUCAGCUGGCGCCCGCUGCUGUGGGCCCUCUACAUCUCGCUCGCCAUGAUCACGACGCGCAUCAUCUUCCGCCUCGUCGAGUUCUCGUCGGGCCACGAGGCCGACAACCCGCUCCUCGUGCGCGAAGCCUACUUCUACGCCCUCGAGGCCGCGCCCAUGGCCCUCGCCGUUGCGGUCUACAACGUCGCGCACCCGGCAGCCGUCAUGCGCGGGCCCGACUCGGAGAUGCCCGGCCUGUUCGGCAUGCUGAAGCAGAGCGUGGCGCGCAGGAGGCGGCGGGGGGCGGGACACGUGCCGCUUGGGAGGGAUUCGGAGGAGCAGGAGCUUACGUGUCAUGGUCGACGCCGGUAG
Verticillium dahliae VdLs.17 is the source of this 1050-nucleotide messenger RNA. RefSeq names its product RTA1 domain-containing protein. Lineage: Eukaryota; Fungi; Ascomycota; Sordariomycetes; Glomerellales; Plectosphaerellaceae. Bases 1 to 1050 code for a protein of 349 amino acids. Gene Ontology annotation, cellular component: membrane. The record is from RefSeq and is a predicted model, not a curated record. The transcript has 3 exons.